AGCUCGCCAGCUUUUGACGCAGAUUGGAGUGAGAAGAUGUUGCAGCAGCACCUGGUCCUCACGCAAAGGAAGCUGACAGCUCAAGACAACAACCUGCGAGAAAACUUUCACAGGCUAGAUGCAGAUGUCCAAGACUUGAUGAAAAUGUUUGCAAAGCGCCCACCUGGUCCUCCGGGCCCCCCUGGAGGGACGGGAAGUCCAGGAAUGCCGGGCGCUGCAGGCCAGGAAGGGGUCAAGGGGGUUCGAGGGAAGGAUGGCGCCACUGGACAUGUUGGAGCUCCGGGCCACGAGGGCAAGGCGGGAGCUGCAGGAGUGAGGGGGAUGCAAGGUCUGCAAGGAGCAGAGGGACCUCGAGGGGACGUCGGGGAGCAGGGGGCGCAAGGUCUCCCAGGCAAAGAGGGUCGAAGAGGGUUUGAGGGGCUUCCUGGGCUUCCCGGAAAAGCUGGUUUGCCGGGACUGCCUGGGAUGAGAGGCCCGCGAGGCCCCGAGGACCGGCAGGAGUACGACCUGAUGGCUGCAUCGGGCAAGUGGUACCUGACGUCCGCGGACGGGCACGUAUACUACGCCGAUCGCAAGGGCUCGGACUCGCUGAGUAGAGUGAAGCGAGAAGCUGCAAACGACAUGUUCAUAGUGGGGGAACCGCGGGAUGAAGAACAAACGGACUGUGACGCGAUGAAAGGAAAGUAG
This is a messenger RNA of Guillardia theta CCMP2712, 687 nucleotides long. RefSeq lists its product as hypothetical. NCBI's taxonomy places the organism in Eukaryota, Cryptophyceae, Pyrenomonadales, Geminigeraceae. The transcript is spliced from 5 exons. The record is from RefSeq and is a predicted model, not a curated record. The coding region runs from base 37 to 687 and encodes 216 amino acids.